Molecule: messenger RNA, 349 nt
Organism: Ilex paraguariensis (yerba mate)
Lineage: Eukaryota; Viridiplantae; Streptophyta; Magnoliopsida; Aquifoliales; Aquifoliaceae
Source: the annotation of a GenBank genome assembly
AUGGGGGAAGAGGGACAAGGGAAGAAGAGGAGGGUGGUGGAGGAGUCACUAGAAGGGCUAACAGAAUCGUUGAUCAUGCCGAGAAAGCACGGGGCAAUCUCUGGCGUAGGUUCGUCCUCCAUUCUUGAACUCAAGGCCCAACUCUACCAAUCCUGGGAAGAAUCCAAGCGUCUCUCCAAAGAACCCCUAUCUGGUCACGAACAACACAUCGAAGUCCACCGUGCGAAGAAGAAGAUCGCCGCACCCGAUACCUUCUCUCACACGAAGUCUGGUGUUGCCAAGUACAUUUGCAUUCUUAAUCUUGUUAUUUAUUUUGAUUAUGUGAAAUUGACUUCAGGGUUUUUAGAGU